AUGGAUGACUUUGUAAUGACAAUUGAGGACGACGUAGAGAUUAAUGCAUAUAACGAAGAAGAGAACGAGGAAAACGAGGAAACUGAUAGUAGCCUACUGCACAAAAAGAAUAAGAAUUCAAAAAGACAAAAAAAAAUUGAUAAUAAAAAAGUUUUGAAUGGAGAUACCUCAUUAAAAGAAAAUGAUAUAAAUCCUGAUUUCUCGUUUUAUGUGGGCGACGACAAUUUUUACAAUGAUGAUGAAGGCUGGGAUUUUGUGGCAGCUAAGGCUGGAUUAAAACCCAAACUUACUACUCCUUCAAAGACGAUUGACGAAAUAAUUACAAACAAGCGUAAUGAAGUAAAAUCAUUACUAAACUCAAAUCUAAAAACGAAUGGACAAAGUAAUUCCAAAAAAGAGGAAUACUUGAACAGCAACAAAGAUCGUGAGAAUGAUUCCAAUAGUGAAAGUAGUAGUGAAGAUGAAUAUGAAAAACAGAGAAAGAAAGAAUAUUUUGCGGACGAGUCUGAGAAGAUUAAUUACAACAUCGCAGAAUCAUUUCAGACAAUGAAUCUUUCUCGACCUAUUCUUAAAGGUCUUAGUCAAUUAGGAUUUCUACAGCCUACCCCAAUUCAAAAACAAACAAUUCCCAUAGCUCUUAUGGGUAGGGACAUUUGUGGUGGUGCUAUUACCGGUUCCGGAAAAACUGCUGCAUUUUUA
This is a messenger RNA of Dentiscutata heterogama, 699 nucleotides long. The record is from the annotation of a GenBank genome assembly. NCBI's taxonomy places the organism in Eukaryota, Fungi, Glomeromycota, Glomeromycetes, Diversisporales, Gigasporaceae.